Macrosiphum euphorbiae (potato aphid) is the source of this 450-nucleotide messenger RNA. The record is from the annotation of a GenBank genome assembly. Lineage: Eukaryota; Metazoa; Arthropoda; Insecta; Hemiptera; Aphididae.
AUGCCGUUUGUAAAUUUAAGCCGUGUCGAUAUUUCUGUUUCAGGUUUCACAAUGCAAAAGCUGCACAAUCGGACUCUUCACUUGCACGUGUUCGAUUACGAUCGGUUCUCCAGAGACGAUUCCAUUGGCGAGACAUACAUCGAGUUGAACAACGUUGACUUUACGGCGAAACCGGUAUUUUGGAAGGAUCUCACGGCUCCUUUAAAGGACAAGUGCGGACAUUUGUUGACUUCGUUGUCUUACAACCCGAUGACCAACAAUCUGACACUCGGCAUCAUUGAGGCCAGGAACCUCAAGGCUAUGGACAUAAAUGGAAAAUCUGGUGAGUCUUUUUGCUUCUUCUCUCGACCGAACCCAAAAAUAAUAUUAAUUCCACCGAGCAGACGUCGUGGUUUUCGGAGUUUAGCGAAAUAUUAUUUCUUUGGCUCGGUGCAAGAAGGGCCCAGGUAA